UCUCUUUAGAAGUUUAGUAGACGGCAGGAAGCCGCCGCAAUAGGUGUUGUGUUAGAUUUUUGUUCUGUCUCCUUUGGAAAGGCAGCCGCAUAUAAUGUUUGUCCUAGCAGGGAGCCAGAUGUGCAGACAUGCCAUCCUCUGCAAGUUUGGUGGGGUGCAGGCCAGAGGCCUCAGCAUGUCUCCACUGGCAGCAGCAGCUGCAAGGAUUGCCAUGAGCAACCUUGACAAGGACUCCUACAUGCCAUAUGACAAACUGCAAGAAAAUCUUCAUGUGGUCAAAAACAGGCUGGGGCGCCCGAUGACUCUGUCGGAGAAGGUCUUGUACUCCCACUUGGAUGACCCAGUCUCCUCCGAGCUUGUGCGUGGCGAGUCUUACUUGAAGCUGCGACCUGACCGAGUGGCCAUGCAGGACGCCACUGCACAGAUGGCCAUGCUACAGUUUAUUAGUUCUGGCCUGCCACGUGUUGCUGUGCCAUCUACAAUUCAUUGCGAUCACUUGAUCCAAGCCCAGAUAGAGGGAGCUAAAGAUCUGCAGCGAGCAAAGGAACUCAACGCUGAGGUGUACAACUUCCUGUCGACUGCUGGAGCCAAGUAUGGCGUUGGCUUCUGGAAGCCUGGGUCUGGCAUCAUCCAUCAGAUCAUCCUGGAGAACUACGCGUUCCCCGGCCUGCUCAUGAUAGGCACGGACUCCCACACCCCCAACGGGGGCGGCCUGGGGGGCCUGUGCAUCGGCGUGGGCGGCGCAGACGCCGUCGAUGUCAUGGCCAACAUUCCCUGGGAACUCAAGUGUCCCAAGGUGAUAGGCGUGAAGCUGACCGGCGAGCUCUCAGGCUGGACGUCCCCCAAAGACGUGAUCCUGAAGGUGGCCGGGAUCCUGACUGUGAAGGGCGGCACAGGCGCCAUCGUCGAGUACUUCGGGCCUGGCGUCAACUCCAUCUCCUGCACCGGCAUGGGCACGAUCUGCAACAUGGGCGCUGAAAUUGGCGCGACGACGUCAGUGUUCCCGUACAACAGUCGCAUGCACAACUACCUGGUGGCCACGAACCGCGCUGACAUCGCGCGCCUCGCUGACGACAACCUCAACCUGCUGACUCCUGACGAGGGCGCGCCCUACGACCGCCUCAUCGAAAUCAACUUAUCUGAGCUCGAGCCUCACAUCAACGGACCCUUCACGCCUGACCUCGCGCAUCCUGUGGACAAGGUUGGCGACGCAGCUAAGAAGAACAACUGGCCGCUGGACGUGAAGGUUGGCCUCAUAGGCUCUUGCACGAACAGCUCCUACGAGGACAUGGGACGCUGCGCCUCCAUCGUUAAGCAGGCAAUGCAACAUGGCCUCAAGUCCAAGUCCUUGUUCCACAUCACGCCAGGCUCGGAGCAAAUCAGGGCCACCAUCGAAAGGGAUGGCAUUGCAGAGACUCUGCGUUCUUUUGGUGGCGUUGUUCUGGCGAACGCGUGCGGCCCUUGCAUCGGUCAGUGGGACCGACAAGACGUUGAGAAGAACGAGAAGAACACAAUUGUGACUUCCUACAACCGUAACUUCACUGGUCGUAACGACGCCAACCCCAACACUCACUGCUUCGUAACGUCACCGGAAAUCGUGACGGCUCUCUCGCUGGCCGGUACUCUUGACUUCGAUCCCAGGAAGCAUGAACUGACCGGCGCCGACGGCAAAAAAUUCAAGCUUGAUGAUCCCUUCGCGGCUGAGCUCCCAGCAAGGGGCUUUGAUCCUGGCGAGGAUACUUUCCAGCCUCCUCCCGCUGACAGCAGCAGUGUGAGCGUGGAUGUGUCGCCAGAGUCCAAGCGCUUGCAGCUGCUCACGCCCUUCGAUAAAUGGGAUGGCAAGGACCUCGAGGCCAUGACCAUUCUUAUCAAGACUAAAGGGAAAUGCACGACUGACCACAUCUCGGCUGCUGGUCCUUGGCUACGGUUCCGUGGGCACCUGGACAACAUCUCGAACAACAUGUUCCUGACGGCGGUUAAUGCUGAGAACGGCGAGAUGAACAAAGUCCAGAACAAGCAGACCGGAGAGUGGGGGCCCGUGCCAGCCACCGCCCGCGCCUACAAGGCGGCCGGCGUCAAGUGGUGUGUCGUAGGCGACGAUAACUACGGCGAGGGUAGCUCCCGCGAGCACGCAGCACUGGAGCCCCGGCACCUGGGAGGCCGUGCGAUCAUCGUGCGCUCCUUCGCCCGCAUCCACGAGACGAACCUCAAGAAGCAGGGUAUGCUGCCCCUCACCUUCGCCGACCCCGCUGACUACGACAAGAUAGACGCAAACGAUAAGAUCUCUCUUGUCGGACUCAAGGACCUCACGCCGGGCAAGCCCGUAACGUGUCGCGUCCAUCACAAGAACGGCAAGGUCGAGGAAAUCAAACUGAACCACUCCAUGAACGAGCAGCAGAUUGAGUGGUUCAGAGCCGGGUCAGCCCUCAACAGAAUGAAGGAAGUGGCAUUAGGCAAAUAAAAACCAGUAUCACCGGAAUCCUAUAAUGGCUUUAUCCAAAUUGUGUAAGUUUUCAACAGAACUGGCCUGCCUUUUAAUGAUAAGCCAGGCUAUGGGUUUAAGAAGUGAAUGUAGUCGCUCCGAUAUAAAAUGAAUCAACAAUUUAAAAUUAAAGUCGUACGAUGAGGACAUGAAAUUGGAAAAAAUGUUAAAUUUAAUGUACUCGUUCGCUAACUAAAUAAUUCUCCAAUGCUUUCAUCUCGGAUUGAAUUUUAUAGAAUUGUUUUGAUUUUCCGAAGUAGUGCAUAUUAACCCUGGUCACCUCGGGUGAGGUGAACAUGUCUUUGUCUUCUAAUAAUCUUCAUUGAAUUAUGGAUACCAAAUCUCCCAUUCUCCUCGCGAUACUCAGCUGAUGUACUCUUCUGGGCUUUGAUUUAAAGCAUUUUGGUGUUGACUAUUAGUACAUCUAUGUACUUAUACUUAUUGGUUAAUCAGUAACAGAGUUUUCGGGAUAAUAUGUGUUUUUUUUUCGUGAAUGUUACGGCUUAAUGUGGAACCAUAAACGUCAUUAAAUUGUUCAUUUGACAUUGUGAAUGGCAUGGGAGUUUUGACAUGGUGAAUGGCUGUGCUUGAGUUUGAAAUUUUAAUAAUUUAUUAUCUUAGUUUCGGUUGUUUUUAGUAAAUACCUGAUUAUUACGAGACAGUGUAAAGUACAAGUCAAUGCACAUAAGUGUCGAGGUAAAUUAUCGCUAUGGACGCAAAACAGGAAAUGUUUCGAACAUCCUUGCGUGGUAGGCUCAACGCUCAACUGGGUAGGCUCCCUAAGGAGGCUGGGCACGGAUUUAUGCACUUGAACCUCUAAUGAAGUUUUAUUGUAAUGUUCAACAUUAUUAUUUAUUGUUAAAAUAUGGUUGAUGUAUCGUGUAUAGGGUCCGCUUAUAUAAGAACGAGGAAAUGAUUUACAUGGCGCUGUAUAUAAAAAGUGAGGAGUGAGUAAUGCUGUCUUCCUAACCUUCACUUCAGCUAUGAGUUUGAACUCUCAUGUGAAGACUGCUUGGCUGGCACCUAAAACUUGGUUUUUACAGGACGCAUGUACAUCGGUUGCGUUGAAAUUUAAAAUUACCCUUAUUGGACGCUUGCAUGUGUACAGAUAAUACACUGCAAUGCUGCUUUUUGUACAUAGAUUUGAAUAGACAAUUAUACCUUC
This is a messenger RNA of Hyalella azteca, 3647 nucleotides long. RefSeq names its product aconitate hydratase, mitochondrial. Gene Ontology annotation, biological process: tricarboxylic acid cycle. Gene Ontology annotation, molecular function: 4 iron, 4 sulfur cluster binding; aconitate hydratase activity. The record is from RefSeq and is a predicted model, not a curated record. Gene Ontology annotation, cellular component: mitochondrion; cytosol. The coding region runs from base 95 to 2461 and encodes 788 amino acids. Lineage: Eukaryota; Metazoa; Arthropoda; Malacostraca; Amphipoda; Hyalellidae. The transcript is spliced from 14 exons.